This is a messenger RNA of Paramecium sonneborni, 765 nucleotides long. NCBI's taxonomy places the organism in Eukaryota, Ciliophora, Oligohymenophorea, Peniculida, Parameciidae. The record is from the annotation of a GenBank genome assembly.
AUGCCUCCUAAAGUUGACCCAAAUGAAGUUAGAUUGAUUAACAUUAAAGUCUUUGGAGGAGAAGGUGGAGCUGCUUCAAUACUAGCACCUAAAUUAGGUCCUCUAGGUCUUAUAAUUAUUAUUGAAUUAAAAUAUAAAUACAGAAUCCUAAAUAAGUUGGUGAUAAAAUUAUUCUUGAAAGGGGAAAAUGGAAAGGCAUCAGAGUUAUGGUUAACUUAAGAUGUUAAAACAGAAAUGCAGAUGUUACAGUCAUACCAACUUCUAGUGCAUUAUUAAUCAAAGAAAUUGGAGUAUAAAUAUUUAUAAAUUAAUUUAUUUAGGGAUAUGAAAGGGAUAGAAAAAAAACAAAGAAUGUUAAACAUAAUGGAAAUCUAACAUUAGAAUAGAUUGUUAAAGUAGCUAGAGCUGUUGAAGAAAAGUCUCUUGCAAAAACAUUUACAGGAACAGUUAAAUAAGUUUUAGGUACUGCAUAAUCUCUUGGUGCCACUGUUGAUGGAUAAACUGUUAAGACUAUUAUAGGAAAAAUCAAUUCUGGUGAACUUAAAGUUGAAAAAUGAUGAUCAAAAUUUAUUAUUAAAUUUUAUACAAAAAAUAAUUAAAUAAUCAAUUACAAUAUUUUAUUAAGUUUUUUACUAAUCUUUUUCUAUUAGUUUUUUGAUUAUAAUUUUAAUUCUGAUUCUUGUUUAAUAUUCUUUAAGAUUUUUGCAUAAAUCUGGAGAAUUUGUAUAAAAAUUUCUUUUCUAAAUUAAUUAUUAAGAAUUAUGA